Eleginops maclovinus (Patagonian blennie) is the source of this 1896-nucleotide messenger RNA. Its product is annotated as protein mono-ADP-ribosyltransferase TIPARP-like. The coding region runs from base 1 to 1896 and encodes 631 amino acids. Gene Ontology annotation, molecular function: metal ion binding; NAD+ poly-ADP-ribosyltransferase activity; NAD+-protein mono-ADP-ribosyltransferase activity. The record is from RefSeq and is a predicted model, not a curated record. NCBI's taxonomy places the organism in Eukaryota, Metazoa, Chordata, Actinopteri, Perciformes, Eleginopidae. Gene Ontology annotation, cellular component: nucleus. The transcript has 5 exons.
AUGAUGCCUUACCUUUCAUCCGUCAAAGCAAAGAGAAAGAUGGCUGACAGUGUUUCAGAGUCAGAGUCCCCCUCCAAACCAUCCAAAGUCACCUUCCUGAGCCCCUCUCUUGUUUUACUGGAAAUCCCGGCUAACACCAACACCAGCCUCCCAGUGUGGGAGGCCAUGAGAACCCAGCAGGUUGACAUCGCCUGGACCGUCAACCCCUACAGCAUCAGGGUGCAUUCAAACCCUAUGACCUCUAAGCAGGGGGAGGGUACAACUUCCACCCAACUUGAUAGCACUUCCACCUUAGUGCUUCCUUCCACUUCUGGGAAGCCACGGAUGCUGAUCCAGUGUCUUUCCCCACAGCAGAUCAUUCUCUGUCCUUCUGAAAACAGCACCCAAUUUCUACCAAGCCCUCCAAGUAAACCACAGAACUCACCUUCAACCCCUACACGGGAUGACUCCGUCAUCGUUCCCCUGCCUCUCAUCAUCACCUCACCUCAGCCUCUCCACCAGACCACCACCCUGACUAAGAAACAGGUCUUGCCCUCCAUCAACACCCUAAUAACCCGCACCAAGCCGCAAGCCCUCUUUAUAGAGCCUUCCCCCUCUCCGUUCCACACAAAGAACUCCUCUGACAUCCAGAUCUGUGACAACUUCCUCCUAAAUGUUUGCCACGCAGGGAAAAAGUGUAACAAGCACCACACUCCCUACCCGUUUCACUGGCAGCUGUGGUGUGAGAUCACCAGCAAGUGGUUCGACAUCCCCCAUCGCUCUCAGGUCUUACUGGAGAGGAUCUACUGCGAUGUCAACCAGCAGGUCAUUUGCAUCAAGGAUGGGCAUGCCAAAUACAGUUUGGACUUUUCUGUGAUGAAGUUGAACUCGUAUAAAUAUGGUGACGUUCGACGACUGACUAACUCUGACAGUCUGAUGGUGAACCCUUUCUUUCCCAGUAAAUGGAAAAUCUACUGGUUCAACUGCUUCAUCUGGAAGGAAUACAGCCAGGCUUUGUCCAACGUUCUGCUGAAUGCGAUGAGUGAAAAGAAGCCAGAAUGUACUUUUUUUAUUGGCUCAUGGAAAUACAAGAUGGACUUCACUACCAUGGUCCAGACCAAUGUCACCACAGGGUGUUCUAUAGAAGUCCGCUUGAGACCCGUCUACCACUCCCCCAAUUCCAUGCAGCCUUACCUGAAGACAGGGAUCCAGAGUGAGCCAGCCGAGCCUGUCAGUGAUCCCCCGGGGGCUGACUUGAGCGUGGACCCUCUGAAGGAGUUCAGCUCCUGGUAUCCUCCGGUGUGGUCUCUGGUCUCAGAGCAGGACUUCAGCCUGGUGGAGCUUCCUGCAGGCACACCGGCCUAUCGGAGCAUCCAAAACUUCUUCUAUGAGACCCAGCCUGAGACCGAGGUGGACAUCCUCAGCAUCCAGCAGGUGGAGAACCUCCUCCACUGGGACAAAUACCAAAGGCAGAAGGCCCACAUGCAGAAGCAUCAGGCAGAUUCUACAGAACCUCUGGAGAGACAUCUGUUCCACGGGACCAGAAAAGAGGCCGCGGAGGAAAUCUGCCACAACAACUUUGACCCUCGCAUAGCCGGGCAAAACGGGGCGUCCAACGGUCACGGCUCCUACUUCUCCAUCUCUGCCUCCUACUCCAACACCUACUCAGCGAUGGGGCUGCCCAACGGGGUCUGCCACAUGUUCAUAGCCAAAGUGCUGGUGGGGAACGUGACUCAGGGAAGGUUCGGCUAUCGCCGGCCGCCGCCAAUCAUGUCCAAGACGAGGCCGUUCGGUCGCUACGACACCUGCGUGGACAACGUGUGCAACCCCAGCAUGUUUGUCGUUUUUGAUAGCUGUCAGUGCUACCCAUACUACCUCAUAAAGUACAAAGAACUGCCCAAAGAGAUUGAAAUUUGA